Arachis ipaensis is the source of this 1001-nucleotide messenger RNA. RefSeq lists its product as uncharacterized. Lineage: Eukaryota; Viridiplantae; Streptophyta; Magnoliopsida; Fabales; Fabaceae. The record is from RefSeq and is a predicted model, not a curated record. Gene Ontology annotation, molecular function: protein dimerization activity.
AUGGUUCUGAAAACCGGACCGGACCGGCCGGUUCAACCAGAAAAAUCGGGAACCGAUUACCUAGCCGGUCCGGCCACCCACCAAUCACCCAAGCUCCCAGCCUCCUCCCCUUUCUUCCCCCCUCAUCCACCAAGGCCACCAUUGCCACCGCCCACCAAGCUCCAGAUUCCAGCAGCGCUCCUCAUUCGCCACCCAGCAACGCUCCUCAGCAGCCGCGACCACCACCGCGUUGAGCCCGCCUCCUCGUCGCCGAACCUCGACGAGCUCGCCGAGCCCGCCUCUCAUUCGCCGAUGGAACAAUCACAAAGUAACUCACAGCCACAAGAUAAUGCUGCUCAAAAUUCUCAAACUGGUUCAUCUAGAGGUAAAUCUGAUCCAGCUUGGCAGUAUUUUACAGUGAAGUAUGACAAAAAUAACAAGGCUCAAUAUACAUGUAUUUUCUGCUUGAAUACUUACAAUGGAGGGGGGAUAUAUUCAAAGAGGAGGAACCGAUUAGAGCAUCAAAGGCUAAGUGACAUUGUUUAUGUCACUUAUAAUCUACGCCUUCAAUCUAGAAUGCAUCGCAAGAAGAAGAAUUAUGAUCCAAUUGACAUUCAAAGCAUUAACACAGUAGAUUUUUGGGUAAUGCCGGAUGAAGAUGAUCCUGAAUUUACUAAUGGAGACAUCGAAGGCAUUGAAAAUUUAAUUUAUACGGAUAAUGCUAUGCCUUCAUAUCCUACAGAUGGAGGAGAUGUGGAACUUGAUGUGGAUUUUCCUAAUGUUGCUGAUUCUUCAAAUACAGCUUCUUUUGGUGGUACUUCUGAUGAUGGUGGCUUUGGAUUACCUGUUUAUGAUGGAGAUGUUGGAACACUUAAUGAUAAUUAUGAUUUUUGAUGAGUUGCACCUUUGAUUAGUUAAAAACUUGCUAGUAAUUGUAUCUUUUGAAUGUAGAACAUUAUGGGUUUGUCAUUAUGUACGUUUUAUUUUUUGUUUAGUUAUAAACUUUGAUGUUUGAAGUUGUU